CCUCUCUCCUCUGUCGCCCUCCAAUGCCCGACCGGAAACAUCUGUCAUAAUUAUGUGGCUACAGGCGACGCUUCUCUUGCUCGCCUCGUGCGUUCCCUCGUCCCUGGCCAUCUACCGGGACGAGGUCAACCAUGUCGACUACCAUCACGCACUGCUCGGCUUUCCCACAUCCCAAUCGACCUUCUUCCUCAAACCGUCCGCUUCCUCCAAUGCCUCCUUACUCUAUACACUCUCGGAGAAGUCGCUGCUCGGUGCUGUGAACCCCAGAGACGGCUCCCUUGUCUGGAGACAGAACCUCUCGCGUUCUGAUCUGCCCGCUGCUGGAAACAAUCCCCACGGUCUUCUCCGCGCCUCCGAAGGCACAAACGCCCUGGUCAGCGCGCUAGGCGAUUACAUUUCUUCGUGGACUGCUCUGGAUGGAAAAUUGAUCUGGGAACACUGGUUUGAGGGCGAAGUGCUCGCUGAUCUCGAGCUUCUGGAGCUGGAGGAUGUCAGUGCGGCUCCGUCGACCAAAGACAAUGUGGCGCUUUGGAGCGGAAAGGCUGGCGUUGUCCGAAGGCUAGAUGGAGAUUCGGGUCGGACGAAGUGGGAGCACUUGGACGAAAGCGGCGAUAUUCCCCUCCAAUUGUCGUCAUCGGCCACCGAGGUCUUCUACGUCGCUCUGCAGCCCUCCUCCCGGAAAGGAUACAGAAUCAAGGUUACUUCUUUGGAUCCCUUGACCGGUCGCCAAACUCGACAGCAUAUUCUGAGCUCGGAAAGCGACUUGUCUAGCACCAACUCAGUCCUCUUCGUGGGCGCGAACACUGCCGCACCCAUGAUUGUCUGGGCGGAUCAGUCAUUCAAAACGCUCAAGGUCAACGUCAUCGGUACGAAACAGGUACACUCGUUCGAUAUUGAAAAUACAAGUGGUGAGAGUGUCAGCUCCAUCACGGUUCAUGCUCCCAAGAAGCUCGAAUCGCUGCCGCAUUUCCUGGUGCACUACGAGACGGAGUCUACCACUUGGGCGGAAGUUUAUCACGUUGACUUGAAGUCCGCUUCGGUGACCAAGGCCUACGAACUUCCUCGCUUGCAGGGAUGGUCCGUUUUCUCGACGAGCAACAAGGAUGCCAACGUCUACUUCACCCGCAUCACUCAGUCUGAGACCACUGUCGUCUCUUCUGUCUCUCACGGAGUAUUGGGAAGAUGGGUCCACCAAGCUCCCCCUAUGGAGCAAGCUUUGCAUUCUGUAUCGGAGGUCGUUGCCAAGGAUAAGAGCGUUGCUGUUCGGACGGCCGCUGCCUUGGAAUCUGGCGACUGGCAAUUGAUUCGCAAUGGCCAGACCGAAUGGACUAGAUAUGAAGCUCUGUCGGGUGCUCUGGCCGCUACUUGGGUCCAGGAGGCCGUUCAGGAGGAUCUGGCUCAUCAACUGGAAGUUGAGGGUCACGAAAGCCUUUACGGGGCCUACGUGCACCGCGUUAAGCGUCACGCCAGAGACCUUCAGCAUCUUCCUGAGUGGCUGAAGGGGCUGCCCAAGCGCAUUUUGACCAGUAUCUUGACCGAUGAGGUCUCCAACCUCGAUAGUUUUGGUAUUGUCAAGUCUGUUAUUGUGGCCACAGAGAACGGAAGAGUCUACGCCCUUGAUGCCGCCAAGCACGGCGCCGUGUCUUGGAAGGUCAAGGCUGCGGAAGCGGACUCGUGGAAUGUGAAGGCUAUUCUGGCCCAUCCUGGCACUGCUACGGUGUAUGUCGAUGAUGGCAGCUCUGUCACUCUAGAUGCCUCAUCUGGCGAGAUUCUGGCGCGCACCCCGGGCACUGCAAAGAUCCGCUCGGUUGCCGUCGCCCACGAUGGCACCGCUCCCCGUACCGUCGGCAUUAAGGACAAUGGUACACCCUUGGAGUCUAUUGAUGGCCCGGGUUUCUUCAUAACGCUUAGCGAUGAUGGCCGUGUCCUCGGAUGGGCUGCUCGCGAUAACAAGCACCCUGUCUGGCAGUUCCUGCCCACCUCAGGCGAGAAGAUCAUCCACGCCACCGCGCGGCCCUCCCACGAUCCUGUUGCCUCUAUCGGUAAAGUCCUGGGCAACCGGUCUGUUCUCUACAAGUACCUAAACCCCAACCUCGCCCUCAUCACCGCCGUGGGUGAGAGCUCUGCUACCUUCUAUCUCCUUGAUGCCAUCUCCGGCAAGAUCCUUCACUCCAGCACCCACCAAGGAGUCGACCCCACACAGCCCAUUUCCUCCGUUGUCUCGGAGAACUGGUUCGCCUACUCCUUCUGGGCAGACACUGUCGACUCUUCCAGCGCCAAGGGCUACCAACUGGUGAUUUCCGAGCUAUACGAGUCUCCCGUUCCCAAUGACCGCGGCCCGCUGGACGCAGCCUCCAACUACUCUAGCAUCAGUGACCUCCCUCUGCCCCACGUGAUCUCGCAAGCCUUCAUCAUCCCGGAACCUAUCUCUCACAUGGCCGUCACUCAGACCCGCCAGGGCAUCACCACUCGCCAACUCCUCUGCACUCUUCCCUCCUCAAACGCCAUCAUCGGCAUUCCCCGUCCCGUCCUUGACCCCCGCCGUCCUGUCGGCCGGGACCCCACCUCCACCGAAGCCGAAGAGGGUCUCUUCAAGUACAACCCCUUCCUCGAGUUCGAUGGCAAAUGGUACCACACGCAUUCCCGGGACGUCGCAGGUAUCAAGAAUGUCCUUUCCGCCCCGACCCUGCUGGAAAGUACUAGCCUGAUCUUCGCCUUUGGCGGCGAUAUCUUCGCUACACGGGCAACUCCCAGCCAGGCAUUCGAUGUCCUGGGCAAGGGAUUCUCCAAGUUGCAACUGGUCUUGACUAUUGUGGCGUUGACGGCUGGUGUGAUUGUUCUUGCUCCGAUGGUCAAGAGAAAGCAGAUCAACAUGAUCUGGAAAUCCACAUAAACACUAGUCUGAUUUAGUUUAACUUGCGUUGCGAUUGAUGUAUUAUAGCGAAACGUUAGGAUGGGAUAGGACGGGAUUAGGGUGGUAGUAGAUGAAGCUGCUCACCUACCUACUUGCCUUUACCUACUACUACCAUUUACUUUAGAUAUACGAUACGAUGUAAAGACGUAAUAUAAC
This is a messenger RNA of Aspergillus neoniger CBS 115656, 3070 nucleotides long. RefSeq lists its product as uncharacterized. Gene Ontology annotation, molecular function: protein binding. Lineage: Eukaryota; Fungi; Ascomycota; Eurotiomycetes; Eurotiales; Aspergillaceae. The coding region runs from base 53 to 2893 and encodes 946 amino acids. The transcript has 3 exons. Gene Ontology annotation, cellular component: EMC complex. The record is from RefSeq and is a predicted model, not a curated record. Gene Ontology annotation, biological process: protein folding in endoplasmic reticulum.